CUACGAUUAACUACGGCGAGGGGUCACGUGACAGUAACUGCUGCUGCUGUUGCUGCUAGCUGCUGGCUGAGCGAAGCGUGUUAGCAGAUUUUUCUAUUUUGUACAUACAUUGUUUUGUAUAUACUGUAUAUGAUGACUUCAGUGGUCAGCAAUCAGACCAGAGGGUCCCGGGACAAGCCGCUGCCCACCUCCACACCAACAUCACAGCCACAGAAACAGAUACAGGCCACAGCAGAACAGAUUCGUCUUGCCCAGGUGAUUUACGACAAAAAUGAUGCUGACUUUGAAGACAAGGUCAAACAGUUGAUUGAGGUAACUGGGAAGAAUCAAGAUGAAUGCGUGGUAGCCCUGCACGACUGCUUUGAAGAUGUUAACAGAGCCAUCAAUUUUCUGCUGGAGAGCACUUCUGACACAAACUCUUGGGAGACUGUGGGGAAGAAGCGUAACCUUGGUAAAGAAGCCGGACCUUCAGAUGUAAAAGAGAACAGGGCAGAUGUAAAAGAGAACAGAGAGAAGAAAGCAGAGAGAGAGGUCAGUCGUGGACGUGGAGGGUCCAACAGGAGGGGCAGAGGAAUCAGCCGGGGUCGUGAAGGUAUGAAAAGUAAAGGCAGGACCGAGGAGAAUGGGUUUGAUGUGGCUCCUGGAGAAAGGGGUGGUGAUCAUGGACGCAGGGGCCGUGGCAGAGGGGUAGGAGGUCGUGGCAGAGGAAGAGGAGCUGCUGGUAACAGAUUCUCUUCUCAAGGGAUGGGUACUUUUAAUCCUGCUGAAUACAGUGCAAACUCUGGAGCUCAACAGGAGAACUGGGAUGGUGAAGGCAAUGAAACUGCUGAGGGAACUGGUACAUGGGGAGGCAAUACAGAAGAGUGGACUUCAGAAGACUGGAAUGAGGAUUUGUCUGAGACCAAAGUGUUUACUGCCUCUUCUGCUCCAACAAACAACAUUGUUCCAGGACGAAAUGUGGACUUCUCUACCCUACUGCCAAAGACCGGGGGCACUGUAGGAGGUUCUGUGGACCCUGACUUGGGAGCGAUAGUAGAUGGUCACUCUUCAGAGGAUUUGGGCCAAAGCCUGGUGUUCACCAAUUCUCAUCACAAUGGGCGCAGUGCACCACACAGUUACGCACAUGCCACAGCCAACAGUUAUGCCCAUGCUGCCUCUGCUAACACCACCUAUGCAAUGUCUUCAGUCAUAGGUUCUGGUUUUGGAUCCCUGAAUGUACCUAAGCAGGCACCUGCUGCUGACAUUCGGACAUCGGAGCACCUAAAUGGUCCUCGGCUUGGUCAGAGAACUAGUCAGAUGGUGGCGACCACCUCCAGCAGUAAUGUGUCCAAAGAAUCAGGGCCACCUCCAGUGCAAAAUACUGCUCCUGCCCCCUCCCCCUCUGCAGAUACCAUGGUCCAAAGGGUAGAGAACAGCCCCGUUAUGUCCCAAAGCUUGGAAAUGAAGAUUCAACCAGAGCCAUCAGCAGUGCUCAGCCAGCUGGCUCAAAGGCAGCAACAGUCCUCCAUUCUUACGACCACAGAGCCUCUGGGCCUGUCUCAGUCACACGCACCACAGGUCCCAACACCACCAGGCCAUGAGUCCUCCAUCCCACCUGUAAGAGAUGGAGCUUCUCCUGGAGGCAAGCAGCCAGGUCUGGAGUUUUCGAUCACUGAGGCCCCCCAGCGGCAAUUAAAGACACAGAGACGCAGAGCACCUCCUCCUUCAAAGAUUCCAUCAUCAGCUGUGGAGAUGCCUGGCUCAGCGGAUGUAUCUGGUCUGAAUGUUCAGUUUGGAGCUCUUGACUUUGGGUCUGAAGCUGGUAGUGCAGCGGCAGACAUGUCACAGCCUGAGAUGUCCAGAGAGCACACCCCUGCCAUGGCCCAAACAAAUAUACCCACUUCUGCACCUGUUUCCACACAGCAGCAACAAAGCAGCAUUUUCCCCAAACCAGGAGCUAUGAGUGAACACAUGAGCAGCUUACCCUCAGCUGUAUCGGAUGGCAGCUUCCCAUCACCAUCUAUGGGGUUACCUAGUGCUGCCCCCUCCUCUUCUCUUGGCCUCCCCAGUGCAGCAGCAGCUUCUUCUGUUCCUACAACAACCAGUCGUGUGGAGAACAGUGGUUCAAGGUCCCUGCCUCCCCAUCUUGGCUUCUCUCAGGGCAAAGAUGUCCCAUCAGCUUCUAGUGCACCUCUAAUGAAUGGUUACAGUGGUAUGAAGACACAGAGCACACAGGAAGUUACAUCGUCAUCAAGAACAAUAAAAUCGGAGUCUACUGUUAUGAGCAGUGACGGCAGCUCAGGCCAUCAUAUCCCUUCUCCUGCAGUUACUCCUUCUCACUCAACGGUCUCGUCGCUUAGCAGUCAUGUGAGCAGCUCUCUCUCGUCUGGAUCAACUCUCACCACAAAUUCCUCCCUUACAAUAACCAAUGAGGACAGCAGCAACAACCUCCACUCCUUUUCAACAUCAGCCAGUCAAGUUGUAUAUCCCAGCGCUCCUCUGAGUGCCAGUAGUUCGUCCAGCAAUGGUCUGCACCAGACAGGAGGACCAGGACUUACUGCAAAUGGCACAAACCCCACAGUCCCAGCUGCAGGCAGCCGCACAGCACCCCAACUCGCCACGACUUCUGGUAAAGCUCCUCCCAACCUGGCCCAAGGAGUGCCCCCUCUCCUGGCCAACCAGUACAUUAUGGGCCCUGGUGGCUUGCUUCCAGCUUAUCCACAGAUCUAUGGAUAUGAAGACUUGCAGAUGCUGCAGUCUCGCCUUCCUUUGCAUGACUUCUAUGGUGUAACAUUCCCUGGUGCUACGGCUCCGAUGCCUGGAAGAGAUGGCCUGCCUAAUAAUCUUUAUUCUGGUGAGGCAACAAAGUUUGGCAGGAAUGACUCUUCACCUCCAGCACCCCCAACCAGCUUGUCUACAGCUGGGGUGCAGUCCCAGCCCCAACAGACACAGCAGACAGGGACACAAGGUCCAGGGCAGAACCAGAACCAGGGUCAGCAGACACAGAACCAGGCCUUCCUCAACCCUCCUCUGCCACCAGGCUAUGGAUACACUGGUCUGCCAUAUUACGCCGGUAUGCCUGGGGUUCCCUCAGCCUUUCAGUAUGGCCCUACCGUCUUUGUGCCUCCAGCUUCGGCCAAACAGCCUGCAAUGGGCCUGGCCAACCCCUCCAGUCAGUACCACCAACAGCAUCAGCCCAGUUACGGGCAGCAUGCAUAUGGCACAGCCUUUGAUGACCUGUCUCAAGCCCAUGGUGGGGAAUACAAUAAGGCAGGGUACGGAGGCUCUGCCCAGUCACAGGCCAAGUCAGCAGGCAGCGGCCCAGGGAAAGCAACAGGAUUGUCAGGACCGGGUACCAGUGGUGUAGUUCCUGACAUGGGAGCUUCUAUAUACAGCAAAACACAGUCAUUUGACAAGCAGGGUUUCCACACAGGGACCCCACCUCCCUUCAGCCUGCCUUCAGCACUGGGAGGGACAGGGCCCAUAAACCCUGCGGGUGCACCUGGCUAUGCCCCUGCACCCUUCCUGCACAUCCUGCCUCCACACCAACAACCCCACUCCCAGCUGCUGCACCACCAUCUCACACAGGACGGACAGGGUGGUCCUGGUCAACGCAAUCAGUCCGGCAGUAUGCAGCAGAAAACCCAAGGCAGCAAGUCCAGCUAUGGCAGCUCCCCAUACUGGGCAAACUGAGGAAUACUUCCCAUUCCCCUCUCCCCAUAAGGCUGUAUGCGCGUGCAUGAGCGCGCAUGUGUGUCAAGCAAACAACAACUAAGCGAACACACACACACACACUAUCCUCCCAUUGAGCAUUUAUGCUCUCCCCACCUACCCAAGUCCUCAUAAGUCUUUUGGGUUCUCUCUUCCCCCUCUUUUCAGAAUUGGUUGUACAUGUAAGAUAUUUAUGUAUGUAUUUAUAUAUACAAAUAUAUAUAUACUGUAUAUGUAAUAGUAGAACAUGAAACGUGGUAUUGCAUUUUAUUUUUGAAGGACAUUUGUUUACUUUUUCAAAACUGCAGGAAACAAUGUUGCAUUAUAAAAAUGGAUUGACAAAGAUGAGCAUGUGGAGUGAUAGAUCAGAUUUUCCUGGGAAAUCUAGGAAAACAAUGGAGCAGUAGCACUGAUUGCAUAUGAGGACACUUCAAGUGGGGGGUGGGGUUUAUAAUUAACUGCAUCUUUCUCCUUGUUUUUUUUCUUUAUUUUUUAUCUUUUUACACAACUCCUUCAAUGGUCAAAUUCAUCUCCAUUUAACUUAAUUUUGUAUCUUCCUGUUUCCUCCCACUCCUGGACGCUGCCUACUCGCUGUGUUGACAUCUUCUCUUUUUAAAAACAAACCUGCCCAACCAGUUUUUAUAUUUAAUUUAAUUUUAACCAUUAUUUCUCUCCAAAUAAAGUUCUGAGCAGUUUGGGCUCUUAA
Molecule: messenger RNA, 4396 nt
Organism: Nematolebias whitei (Rio pearlfish)
Lineage: Eukaryota; Metazoa; Chordata; Actinopteri; Cyprinodontiformes; Rivulidae
Product: ubiquitin-associated protein 2
Exons: 29
Coding region: 130-3672 (1180 amino acids)
Cellular component (GO): nucleus; cytoplasm
Molecular function (GO): protein binding
Source: RefSeq, a predicted model, not a curated record